AUGCAAUAUCCACACUUGCGUGGUUUACCUAUCGCGGGUUAUGACAAGGCGGAGCCAAAAAUAUUGAUAGGACUCGACAACCUAAGCUUAUGCGUACCGCUGAAAAUCCGAGAAGGGAAUAUCGACGAUCCCAUCGCCGCCAAAUGCCGAUUGGGAUGGACGAUCUACGGCUACGGGAUACGUACACCAAAGCAAACUGUGUCGGUCAAUUUCCAUGUACCAGCUGCUCGGGAUGUGGACCAUGAAUUGAAUCAACAAGUCAAUGAUUUCAUUUCACUGGAUCAAUCGGGAGCUACGCCAGCUUUCGCAAUACCCGAGUCUGAUGCCGACAAAAGAGCGAGGAAAAUACUAGAAGAAACAACUCGUAGAGUGUCCACCAGAUUUGAAACUGGGUUGUUAUGGAAAUCGGACAACAUCGAAUUUCCUGAUAGCUUUCCGAUGGCGGUCCGGCGGCUGGAGUUGCUGGAAAGGAAAUUAGACAAAGACCCAUCCCUUCGUUGUCGAGUGCACCAGAAAAUGGACGAAUAUUUAGCAAAAGGAUACUGUCAUCCGGCAACCUCUGAGGAGCUGAAAUUGUCGGACAACAAGCGAGUUUGGUACCUUCCUUUGUGCAUAGUCGUCAACCCAAAGAAGCCAAACAAAGUGCGAGUAGUCUGGGAUGCGGCAGCGAAAGUGAACGGCGUGUCGUUUAAUUCAGCUUUGCUCAAAGGUCCAGAUCUGUUGACAAACCUUGUUGCUGUUCUGUACCACUUCCGUGAGUACAGAAUCGCGGUGACCGGAGACAUAGAGGAAAUGUUUCUUCGGCUUCUAAUUCGACCUGAAGAUAGCCAAUCGCAGCGGUUUCUAUGGAGACAGAAUCCCGGAGACGCUCCUGCUGUAUACGUGAUCGAUGUUGCUACCUUUGGAUCGACUUGUUCCCCAAGCUCGGCUCAAUUUGUAAAAAACACCAAUGCGAGAGAAUAUUCGGAGGAGUUCCCUCGAGCAUCCACAGCAAUAAUCAAAUACCACUACGUGGAUGAUUACCUCGAUAGCUUUGAGACAAUAGAAGAAGCUAUCGAGGUAGUCAAACAGGUGAAGUCGAUCCACUCUAAAGGCGGCUUCAAUCUACGUAAUUUCUUGUCCAACUCCGGCGACGUACUCGCAGCGAUCAACGAAGCAAGCACCAAUGAUAAUGACGACACUAAACCACUGAAUCUAGUACGAGCUGAGAAAGUCGAAUCCGUAUUAGGGAUGAAGUGGAACCCGGCAGAAGAUGUGUUCGUCUACACGCUGUGUCUCCGAGAUGACCUGGCCAAUGCUGUGGAUUCCGCACACACCCCGACAAAGAGAGAAAUGCUCAAACUCGUUAUGAGUCUGUUUGAUCCUCUAGGGUUUGCUACCUUUUUCCUGAUUCACGGAAGAGUUUUGAUUCAGGAUGUUUGGGCUACCGGAGUCAAUUGGGACGAACCGGUGAAUAGUGAUUUAUCGGAAAGGUGGAGACAAUGGAUAAGCUAUCUGCCUUCAUUAAGCAAGUUGCAGAUACCUCGAUGCUAUUUUCGUGGGACAAUGAACGACGCCAAACAACUGCACAUCUUCGUCGACGCCAGUGAUGCAGCGUACGCAUGUGUGGCUUACCUGCGUGCCAACGGAACUGAGGGUGUAGAGGUGGCACUUGUGGGUGCUAAAAGUAAGGUAGCACCACUAAAAGUUCUUUCGGUCCCUCGGUUGGAACUAAUGGCUGCUCUAAUAGGUGCUCGGAUGGCAGACUCAGUAACCGCUUCUCAUUCUUUCAACAUAGCAGAGACCUACCUCUGGUCCGAUUCAUCGACGGCUCUCGCUUGGAUCAAAUCGGAUCACCGAAAGUACAAUAAGUUUGUGGGAGUUAGAGUUGGAGAAAUCCUUUCUUUGACUAAGAUGAACCAGUGGAGAUGGAUACCCACAAAACAAAACCCUGCAGAUGAUGCGACCAAGUGGGGAAAGGGUCCAAAUUUCGAUGUCAAUGGACGCUGGAUUUGUGGACCCGCCUUUCUCUAUCGGAGUGAAAUCGAGUGGCCACAAAACCCUAAAUUAGCUUCAACCGAGGAGGAAUCCGUCAGCAUUCACAACGUUCAUCAUGUUACUCCCACAUCGCCGAUUGAAUUUUGCCGUUUUCAUAAGUGGGAACGCUUGCUGAGAACGCAAGCAUAUGUAAUGAGGUUCGUCAACAACGUUAAAUGCCGUAAGAAUGGACAAGCCCUCGAUUCGGGAGCCUUAAAACAGGAGGAAUUGAGACUAGCAGAACAACAACUGUGGAAGUAUGCUCAAGCCGAAAUCUACGAACCGGAACGAAGAGUGCUGCGGGAAACACAAGGAAGUCCUACUUCACGCCACAAUCUAGUACAGAAGUCAAGCCCGAUAUACAAGUUGUGGCCAUAUAUCGACCUGGAAGGAGUCCUAAGGAUGCGAGGAAGAAUAGGAGCAGCGUGGUACGCGACAGACGAGGCCAAGUACCCGGUCAUACUUCCAAAAACACAUUCUGUUACAUUGCUUUUAAUCGAUUGGUAUCACCGGCGUUACCACCACGCUAAUAACGAAACCGUGAUCACGUUCUAUCUGGCCCACGUAGCACCCAUUUUCAUCCUAUCAAAAACAAAGCUAGUAAAGCACUAUUUGUUUUGUGUUUAA
Aedes albopictus (Asian tiger mosquito) is the source of this 2643-nucleotide messenger RNA. RefSeq lists its product as uncharacterized. The coding region runs from base 1 to 2643 and encodes 880 amino acids. The transcript is spliced from 2 exons. NCBI's taxonomy places the organism in Eukaryota, Metazoa, Arthropoda, Insecta, Diptera, Culicidae. The record is from RefSeq and is a predicted model, not a curated record.